Messenger RNA from Salarias fasciatus (jewelled blenny), 2645 nucleotides. Its product is annotated as NLR family CARD domain-containing protein 3-like. Gene Ontology annotation, molecular function: protein binding. NCBI's taxonomy places the organism in Eukaryota, Metazoa, Chordata, Actinopteri, Blenniiformes, Blenniidae. The record is from RefSeq and is a predicted model, not a curated record. The annotation marks the transcript as partial. The transcript has 7 exons.
CAGCUUCUAGAGGAACAUAAGAAGAGUCUGAGGAGGAGAUGUGAAGGUGUGACUGAAGGAAGUGAUGAAGCAGGAGGAGGAAGCCUCCUCAACAGGAUCUACACUGAGCUCCACAUCACAGAAGGACUCAGUGAGGAGCUUCAGAGGGAACCUGAGCUGAAGCAGCUGGAGACAGCUUCCAGGAAGGAGAGCCUCCAUCACACUGCCAUCAGGGUUCAGGACAUCUUCAAAGCCUCGGCCCAGCAGCUCAGACACAUCCGAGUGGUUGUGACCAGCGGCGUGGCCGGCAGCGGAAAAACCUUCUCGGUGCACAAGUUCACUGUGGACUGGGCCGAGGGCCUGGAGAACCAGGAUGUCAGUGUGCUGGUUGUUCUCUCCUUCAGGGAGCUGAACCUGAUCAGAGAGCAGCCGUACAGUCUUCUCACGCUGCUCCAUGUUUUCUAUCCGGCGCUCCAGAAGGUGACGGCAGAGGAGCUGGCUGUCUGCAAGCUGCUGUUCAUCUUUGACGGUCUGGAUGAAAGCAGACUUUCUCUGGACUUCAGCAACACCCAGCGGCUGGUUGACGUCUCCCAGCAGUCUUCAGUCAGCCUGCUGCUCACUAACCUCAUCCGGGGGGAUCUGCUGCCCUCGGCUCGGGUCUGGAUCACUUCCAGACCUGCAGCUGCCAAUCAGAUCCCUCCAUCAUGUGUGGACAGACUGACAGAAGUGCGAGGCUUCACUGACGCCCAGAAGGAGGAGUACUUCAGGAGGAGGCUGAGUGAUGAGGAGCUGAGCAGCAGAAUCAUCUCCCACAUCCAGACCUCCAGGAGCCUCCACAUCAUGUGUGGAAUCCCAGUCUUCUGCUGGAUCACUGCUACAGUUCUGGAGCACAUGUUGAGCAGCGAGCAGAGAGGAGAGCUGCCCCAGACCCUGACUGACAUGUACUCCCACUUUGUGCUGGUUCAGACACACAGGAAGAAGCUCAAGUACCAUGAAGGACCUGAGACGGGUCCACAGGAGCUGACAGAGGCUGACAGGGAGCUUCUUCUGAAGCUGGGCAGGAUGGCCUUGGAACAUCUGGAGAAAGGAAACAUCCUGUUCUACCAAGAAGACCUGGAGCAGUGUGGUCUGGAUGUGACUGAGGCCUCGCUGUUCUCUGAAGUUUGUUCUCAGAUCUUCAAAAGAGAGUCUGUGAUCUUCCAGAAAGCCGUCUACAGCUUCGUCCAUCUGAGUGUUCAGGAGUUUCUGGCUGCAGUCUUCAUGUUCCACUGUUUCACCAACAGGAAGACAGACGAACUGAAGACCUUCCUCAGAGAGGACCAGAAUCUGUCAUCUCUGGACGAGUUCCUGAAGAAAGUCCUGCAGAAAUCCCUCAGAAGUCACAACGGCCACCUGGACCUGUUUGUCCGCUUCCUUCAUGGCCUCUCUCUGAAAUCCAACCAGAGACUCUUAGAAGGUCUGCUGGGUCGGACAGAGAUCAGUCCAGAAACCAUCCAGAGAGUCAUCCAGAACCUGAAGGAGAUCAACAGUGAUGAAAUGUCUCCUGACAGAAGCAUCAACAUCUUCCACUGUCUGAUGGAGAUGAAGGACCUCUCAGUCCAUCAGGACAUCCAGAAGCUCCUGAAGUCAAAGAACAGAUCAGAGGAACUCUCUGAGAUCCACUGCUCAGCUCUGGCCUACAUGCUGCAGAUGUCAGACCAGGUCCUGCCGGCAUUGAAUCUGAAGAAAUACAAGACAUCAGAGGAGGGACGACGGAGACUGAUUCCAGCUGUGAGGAACUGCAGGAAGGCUGAACUUCAUGACUGUGAAUUCUCUGAUUCUCACUAUGAAGUGAUCUCCUCAGCUCUGAAGUCUGACCCCUCCCAUCUGAAACAUCUGGACCUGAGUCGCAACAUGCUGCAGAAUUCAUCAGUGAAGAUUCUGUGUUCUGGACUGGAGAGUCCAAACUGUAACCUGGAGACUCUGAGUUUGAGGAACUGCAGCUUGUCAGAGAUCAGCUGUUCUUCUGUGGUCUCAGCUCUGAAGUCCAACCCCUCCCUCCUGAAACAUCUCAAACAUCUGGACCUGAGUGGGAACCAGCUGCAGGAUUCAGGAGUUGAGCAGCUGUGUGGUUUUCUGGACAGUCCACUCUGCAGUCUGGAGUAUCUGUGGUUGUGGAACUGUAAGAUGACAACGAUCAGCUGUUCUUCUCUGGUCUCAGCUCUGACGUCCAACCCCUCUCUACUGAAACAUCUGGACCUGAGUAGGAACCAGCUGCAGGAUUCAGGAGUUGAACAGCUGUGUGGUUUUCUGAAGAGUCCAUUCUGCAGUCUGGAGGAUCUGAGGUUGAUGAACUGCAGUUUGUCAGAGAUCAGCUGUUCUUCUCUGGCCUCAGCUCUGAAGUCCAACCCCUCCCACCUGAAGGAGCUCAACCUGAGUGGGAACCAGCUGCAGGAUCCAGAUGUGCAGCAGCUGGUUGAUCUUCAGCAGAGUCCAGACUGCAGCCUGCAGACUCUGAGAUUGUGAAGGUUCUAUCUGCCUGCUGGAGCCCCUUCAUGCUACAAGCAACCUGAAAAUGUCAGGAGGAAAUACUCAAAAUAUUUUUGCCAAAUGUUAGUUUGGAAAAAUAUACUCAAAUAUACUGAACAAUGUCAUUUAUCUAGGAUGAGGAGGAUGAAACCGUGUCU